GAGUGGGCGGAACAGAAGGAGGAAGUCUUUGAGCUGAGACUGCCCUAACUUCCCUUGGAGCUGAAAUCUCUUUCCUUCCCUCCAGCCAGGGUCGCUCUGCCUUCUUUUGGAUCUGAGACCACUCUGCCUUCUGGAGGCCAGCUCUGUGCUUGCAGGUCCCAGGGUGGAGUCUUUCUCCUGAGGGCAGGGCCUGGGCCUUUGUGACUCCUGUGGAGCCUCACUCUAGUAAAUCCCUGUAGACCUGCCUGCUGCCUAGGAAGAGAAGAGCAAGACCUCUCCCCCUCUGGGAUCCUUCUCCCUGCCCAGCUCAGUCUGCAGAGGACCAAGACCUGGCCCCAGCAGGGAGCCUGGAGCCAGAGGGAAUGGCCCCUGGGAGCAGCAGCCCUCCUCCCCAGGGGUUGGUGACAUUCAAGGAUGUGGCUGUGGACUUCACCCAGGAGGAAUGGGGCCUCUUGGACCAUCCUCAGAAGGAGUUGUACAAGGGGGUCAUGCUGGAGAACGCCCGGAACCUGCUCUCCCUGGGGCUUCCAGUUCCCAGAGAAGACAUGAUCUCUUAUUUGGAGCAAAGGGAAGCCCCAUGGAUGCUGGAGCAAGAAGGCCUGAGGAACUGCUGUCCAGAAGGAGAGAUCAGACUGGAAAUGAAGGAAAUCAUGGAAGAGCUAAGCCUUUCUGUGGAAGAAACUCACAAACAAAGAUUCAUGAGUGAUGGUCCCUCUGACUGCAGUUGGAGAGAAGUCUGCACAACACCUGAGAGUAUCCACACUGGAGAGAAAUAUUAUGCCUGUAAACAGUGUGGAAAGGGUUUUGCCAAGAGGAGAUAUCUUAUUGCACAUCAGAGAAUACACACUGGAGAGAAACCUUAUGAGUGUAAGCAGUGUGGAAAGGCUUUUAAAAAGAGGGCACAUCUUAUUGUACAUCAGAGAACCCACACUGUAGAGAAACCUUAUACAUGUUAUCAAUGUGGAAAGUCUUUUACGUGGAAGGAUGGUCUUCUUCAACAUCAGAGGAUCCACACUGGAGAGAAACCUUAUAAAUGUAAUCAAUGUGGAAAGACUUUUACAUGGAAGGACAGUCUUGUAAAACAUGAGAGAAUCCACACUGGAGAGAAACCUUAUGACUGUAAUCAAUGUGGAAAGACUUUUAGAGUAAGGAGAACUCUUAGUGUACAUCAGAGAAUCCAUACUAGAGAGAAACUUUAUGACUAUAAUCAGUAUGAAAAGGCUUUCAGUAGUCUAAAGAAUAUUGGUGGAACUCAGAGGAUCCACACUGGAGAGAAACCUUAUGAAUGUAGCCAAUGUGGAAAGACUUUUACAUGGAAGAAUGGUCUUAUUCAGCAUCAGAGGAUCCAUACUGGAGAGAAACCUUAUAAAUGUAAUCAAUGUGAAAAGGCUUUUAAACAGAAAGCUCAUCUUAUUGUGCAUCAGAGAAUCCACACUGGAGAGAAACCUUAUGAAUGUAAUCAGUGUGGAAAGACUUUUACAUGGAAGAGUGGUCUUAUUCAACAUCAGAGGAUCCAUACGAGAGAGAAACUUUAUGACUGUAAUCAAUGUGGAAAGACUUUUACAUGGAAGGACAGUCUUGUUAAACAUCAAAGAAUCCACACUGUACAGAAACCUUAUGACUGUAAACAAUGUGGAAAGGCUUUUAAAUGGUGUACCAGUCUUACUCUACAUCAGAGAAUCCACACUGGAGGGAAACCUUAAGAAUGUAAUCAUCAUGGUAAAGCAUUCAGGCUAAAGUCAGUCCUUGUAUGCCAUCAGAGAAUUCAUGGGAGAUAAAGGAAUCUUCUAACUGACCUGAAUGAGGAAAAACAUUGAAAUGGAAUACAGAGCUUCCUAGCAGAAAAUUCACUCUGGGUACAAGUCAUCUAUGGACUCAGUAUGGGAAGGCUUUCAGCCAGACAUCAUCUCUUAUCCUCUCAUCAGAGGAUUUAUAAUGAAAAGAAACCUUAUGAAUGUGCUCAGUGGGACAUGCCUUUCUCUAGAACAUGGAGGUCACAGGUGAAGGUUAAAUUUUGUGUCUGACUAUGACAGAAAGAUGCCAUGAGGAAAAUAAUUCAUGCUGCCCCUCCAGGUUGCAAAACCAAAAAAGGAGGGGAUAGUUUGAUAAACUGCAGAACUAUGUGAGAGAAUCCAUAUGGAUGUUCUCAGAAAUAGAAUGUCUUCAGAAUAAGGAAAAUACUUUUUAUCAAUAUUAUGUCAACUGGAGAACAAUCUUUGAAGAAGGGAAGAAAUCAGAUUUGUUUGAUGAAGGAUAUAAAAACUGGAGCAAUUUACAGGAAUGUUGUGUUCUCCCACAGGCCACCUACAUGCAUGUAUUGAGACUACAUCGAAGCCACUGCACAUGACAGUCAAGAAACUUCUCAUUAAGUUCAGAUUGUUUCAGCCUCCUGAUUUUGGUGAUCCAACAAUCAUGGUGAGGCAGAGUUUCCCCUGAUGGACUUGAGGCAGAGCAGAGCCAUUGUGUGAACAAAGCAGCAGCUUCUAGGCAGGCAAGAGGCCUUGCAAUCUCUAUCUACAGUUUCCCAUGGUUGCUCCUCCUCUCACAGCCUAGAAGGGAAGGCUAAAGGAACUCAGUUCCAUAUCAGAGGCAUCUGGGCUGCGCAUCAUAUGCUCUAGACAAAUCAAUGAAGGUCUCAGGUCUUGAUGAUAGCACCGUCCUCAGAGUGAUGAUUUCCAGUGCAGAAACCAACAGGUUGGACAUGAGGAAGCAAUUCAAGAGGCAUUAUGGGAAGUCUCUAUAUUCUCUCAUCAAGGGAAAUCAGAAGAGUCUUUGCUUUGCCAGGAAAGACAAGCAUUGAUAGGAAGAAAGGUUUCUAAUGAAAUUCAUUUGGAUGCUAAUGAGGACCCAAGCCAACUUCUGGUUCCCUUGUCACUGAAUUAAUCAGAGAAUCUUGAUUUGGAAGGGCCUUCAGAGGCCAUCUAGGCCAGAUUUAUACUUGCAGAGGCAUCUCUUUGAAAUCAUUUCUUCUUGAAGACCAGCUAGGAAGGUAGCCCCUUACUGCAGUACUUUUCAUCACAUCAGGCUGAAAUUGGCAUCUUGCAGCUUACCCUCAUUGGUCCUAGGUGUUCCUUUCUUCUUUGAAUGUAAAGGCAUUAAAACAAAGAGGAAAAAUAAUUAGGCAGAGAAUACUGGGAGAAGGUGUAGUGGUGCUGGUGUCAUCCAUAAUUAGCCUGUUCUAGAAAUAACCCCAUGGGAACAGAAAGGAAGGGGAAAUCAAAGAUUGCUUAUAUAAUAGAAAGCUUCUUAGGCAUAUUGGAUCCUUACUUUCCACCUGUUCACCUUCAUGAAAGGCAAUAUGGUGGAGUGGAAAGAGUACUAGAUUUAGAGUCACAGGACGUGGAUUGAAAUUCUUCUGGUUCUGUGCCUUUGUGGCUUUGGAAAGUAAUUUAGCUUAACUGGGUCUCGGUUCCCUCUUCUGAAAAACUGAGGAUAUUAGACUAGGUGACCACUAAGGUCACUUCCAGCUCUAGAUCGUUUGAUCCUGUGGAUCUGAGAAGCCAAAGGGGAGCUUAAAGAUGAACCAGCCACCUCACUGCUACUUACUGCAGGGCUUAGGUUAGGAAUAAUGGCUCAGAUGACUUCAGUAAGCCUCCUGGGCAUGACUGGCAAUUUGGAGAGGCACUAAGGUCUCUUCCGACUCUAGAUCCUGUGGAUCUGAGAAGCCAAAGGGGAGCUUAAAGAUGAACCAGCCACCUCACUGCUACUUACUGCUGGGCUUAGGUUAGGGAUAAUGGCUCAGAUGACUUCAGUAAGCCUCCUGGGCAUGACUGGCAAUUUGGAGAGGCAGCACCAUGGGGAGUUUUAAACCUAGGUCUCUGUUGAGUUAGUAAACUUGCAUAUCAUUCCUACCUGAGCAGCUCUUUCUGUGCAACCAGUGAAGUGUGUUUCUUCACAUAUUUAUUCAGGUAGAAAAUAUCUUUCAUUGUGAUGCUUUUAAAAAUGAAAGAUUUCCAACUCUGAGGUUAAUCCAUCCAUCAGGUUGGCAGAGAUGACAACAGACAGAUAUAGCAUUAGGGGGCUGUAGAAUUAGAAACACAGUAACACACCAUAUGUGCUUGUGAAUUGGUCCAACUAGUCUGGAAGGUCAUUGGGAAUUCUGAUUUAUUAAAAGGUCAUCAAAUGCCCGUACUUUGUGACACAGAGACCCCACUGCAAGGCAGAAACUCCCAGGAAGUCAAAGAAAGGUUCUGUCUACACUAAAAUAUUCAUUGCAGUGCUUUUGUUGUAGCAAAAAAUGAGGUAAAUGCAAAAGAGAAACCAAAGAAGUGCUCAUCAAUUGGAGAAUGUCCAAACCGAUUGUGGUACACGAACAUAUUGGAAUACUACUGUGCCAUAAGAAACAGUGGAUAGUAAGAAUUCAGAGAAACUGGGGAAUAUCUAAAUGAACUGAGACAUACUGAAAUAAGCAAAACCAGGAAAAAUACCAUACACUGCAACUCUCGCAAAUACUCCAAUGACCAGAUCUGGGAUCUCUUCAAUGUGGAAGUUCCUUCCAGCAAUUUAGAUCUCAAACCAUCCAUGUCUAUCUCUCCAUUCUGUGUGACUCUUGCCUAUGUCCUCCCAUAAGUGCAUUGCAGAGGAUCCAUCCAUUGUGAUGAAGUCCUUCCGUACUUUCUCCUGACAUCACAAGGGGACUUGUAAAGUAUUCUUCCUGCCCACCCAGCAGCAGCAGCCCCCUUCCUUACAUGUGACCAGUUUGCUUUCUCAUCUUAUACAUUUCCUUAAUGAGAAGAAUAAGAAAUGUAGAUUAUCCCAAGAGAGCAAAAGAGCUCAGAAAGUACAUUGAGCAGUAAACAUCUGACUUCCUUAACAAAUGAGAAAUUUAGCUGUCAAAAUGGAAAUCAAACUGGAUGAUAAAUUACUUUAUAAAAUGUUAAAAUUUUGUAAUCUGUGUUUGCUAACAAUGGUGGAACCAGGGCUUUGGGACCCUAAAAUCUGUCAGGUGUGGAUACGUUUACAGAUUUGGUAGAAAUGGGAGGCCAUUACCAGUUGUCUUGUCCUAGGUCUUGUCACUGGACAGUGGAGGAGAAAGUGAGGCUGAUGACUUUGCACACUGGCUCACUUUAGGUCCAACUCAUUUGCAAGUCAAAACAUCACCCUCCCCCCAAUGUCAUUGUUAAUCUUCCAGAACAAAGGCCAAAAAUCACAAUCUGGGUGAAGAAGCUCCUGAGUUCAAAAGUUGUGUUCCUCUCUCAGUUAAAUGCAAAAGUUUGGUUUUCCCAUCAUUCACUUUUAAUUGAAGAAAAACUCUGAGCCAAGUUUAAAAGUGCAGUGCUCUCUCAAAACACUUUACUUCAAAAGGAAUUAUUAUCUCAGCACCAGCUGCCAAUCCCUUUGUGCCAGGGAAAUGUGUCAUCUUCUAGUUUAAGUAUCCUGAUUCAAUUCUAGGCCAGGAUGAUACCAUUCCUGGAAAUAUUGUCUCUAGGUGUUUUUGUACAGUUAGAGAAAGUGGAAAGUAUCAGCCUUUUCAAGAUGAAAUGAGGGACUGUUCCCAGCCCACAUUUCAGACUUUCAGCCCAUCAUAUUCUUCCUGCCCACAUGAUACUUUAACCAUUUAUAUUGUUUUCCCUACCUACCAACUUCUGUUCUUUGUUCUAUCUUUAAAGAUGGGGAACUGCCUCUCCUCUUCCAGGACUUGGAGCUGGAUGGGGAAAACCAUUUUCCCCCUUAUUAGUAAAUUCAUGUUCACUAAUGAACUGCUAGUGCGCAGAGCUUUGUACCUCAGUUGGCU
Trichosurus vulpecula (common brushtail) is the source of this 5734-nucleotide messenger RNA. Its product is annotated as zinc finger protein 850-like. The record is from RefSeq and is a predicted model, not a curated record. The transcript has 5 exons. Lineage: Eukaryota; Metazoa; Chordata; Mammalia; Diprotodontia; Phalangeridae. Gene Ontology annotation, molecular function: DNA-binding transcription repressor activity, RNA polymerase II-specific. Bases 363 to 1703 code for a protein of 446 amino acids. Gene Ontology annotation, biological process: negative regulation of transcription by RNA polymerase II.